UUCAAAAAACUUUGAAGUAGCUCGCACGCCGGAUCACACAUGACAAUAACUGGCAUGAUGUGUUCACACGGUGUGAGUAGCUGCACUGCAGUAACUGACUAGACCGACUCGUAUGCUUACUCGCACCGUCUGAACCCGGCUUAAGAAAAAGGAUAAAAGGAUACAUAAAUCAAUAAAGGAACUAAACAAAAACAGGAACUGGAAUCAUGGAGCUAGAAACCAAAUCGUACUAUUCUACAUCAUACGUGUAUUGGUCAUCAUUAAUUUCGGGAGGUGUCGCCGGUUUGGUGGUGGACAUCGUUCUGUUUCCAAUCGAUACGGUGAAAACUCGCUUACAAAGUGAACGUGGUUUCUUCCGAAGUGGUGGCUUCCGGGGCAUAUAUAGAGGUUUAGCUCCAGCAGCAGCCGGUAGUGCACCCACGGCAGCUCUAUUUUUCUGCACUUAUGAUGGGUUAAAGUCUUAUCUCGGACGUUUUGCUACCGAAAGCCAACAACCAUAUGUGCACAUGAUUUCGGCCGCCAGUGCGGAAGUGGUUGCUUGCUUAAUUCGCGUCCCAGUUGAAAUUGCAAAACAACGGAGACAAGCUCUAUCGCUGAAAUACAAUAUGUCUUCGAUGGAAAUUCUAAGCCACGCCUUGCAGUCUGAAGGGAUAAAACGUGGAUUGUAUCGGGGUUUUGGCACGACAUUAAUGCGUGAAGUACCAUUUUCAUUCAUUCAAUUUCCGUUGUGGGAAUAUUUCAAACGAAAUUGGACUUCUGCAACGGGCGUCGCGUUAACACCUGUGUCAGUUGCAAUAUGUGGGGCGAUUGCCGGAGGAAUUGCUGCCGGUCUAACGACUCCACUUGACGUAGCGAAGACCAGGAUAAUGUUGGCCGAUGAAAGCGGAGUAAGAAAAUCUGGCGUGCUUGUCAUUCUUCGUGGUAUUUACAGAGAGCAUGGGAUUAAAGGGGUGUUCGCCGGAUUUUUACCACGUGUACUAUGGAUAACGCUUGGGGGAGCAAUAUUCUUUGGAUUCUAUGAUUUGACUGUUGGCCUCUUAAAUUCUGGUAAUCGAAAAUAGAAACUACGCAUUUCAGACAGCUCUUAUAUUAUAUAUUUCAAUGUAAAUCAACAAACUAAACAGAAAUAACAAAAUUAUCACAUAA
Toxorhynchites rutilus septentrionalis is the source of this 1146-nucleotide messenger RNA. Its product is annotated as S-adenosylmethionine mitochondrial carrier protein homolog. Gene Ontology annotation, molecular function: S-adenosyl-L-methionine transmembrane transporter activity. The coding region runs from base 207 to 1061 and encodes 284 amino acids. Lineage: Eukaryota; Metazoa; Arthropoda; Insecta; Diptera; Culicidae. Gene Ontology annotation, cellular component: mitochondrial inner membrane. The transcript has 4 exons. Gene Ontology annotation, biological process: transmembrane transport. The record is from RefSeq and is a predicted model, not a curated record.